CCAUCUCGACGGGCGGACGCGUCACACCGACCGGGAACACACCGUUCUGUCGCUCGAUCGAAUCCGGUUUUACGAAGUUAGCCAUCCCCUGCGUUGCUGCGUGUGUGAAACCGUCAAAGCCAAGUGCAUCAAACUGGAGUCUCUAACGAGAACAACCCCGCUCUAAUCCCGGAUCUUUGGCAUACGCAGUACAUUGUACUGUAAAGACUUGCAACGAAAUAGGACUUUUCUUUCCAAGCAGUAAUAACAAGCAGGCAGGCAGUAACGAUGGAGGAUUCGACCACCGUAAUGGGAGCAAUGGAGUCCGGAAACAUGACCUAUGAGAACAAUGUCGUUGCGCCAGGCGCCAGCUCGGCCCCGGCCCCGGCCACCACGCCCUGCUACGACGAUCUGUUCCCGGCCCUUCCGGAGAGCGAGCCGCCGCGGUUCAACAAUGCCCUGUCGCCGGCCGCACAGAGCAUGCGCGUCGGCAGCUCGAUCGUUACGCAGGUGUUUAUUGUGCCGUCCGGCGAGCGCAAGUACGACUCGGACAAGUUCGGCGAGGGCGAGUCGCUGCGCACGUGCCAGGUGAUCAUGAAGGAAACGAACGCGCACAUCGAGAUCUCGAGCGGCAAGGACCAGUCGCUGACGUUCUUGGUGACCGGUAAGCUGAGCGAGGUGAUGGAGGCGCGCCGCAAGAUUCUGGUGCACUUCCAGACGCAGGCGAGCAAGACGAUCAGCGUGCCGCGCGAGCACCACCGCUGGAUCCUCGGCAAGAAGGGCGAGCGGCUGCGCGAGCUGGAGCGUACCACCGCUACUAAGAUCAACGUGCCGCGCAUCAGCGAGGAGUCGGACACGAUCACCAUCCUUGGCACGAAGGAGGGCAUCGAGAAGGCGGAACACGAGAUCCGCACGAUGUCGGACGAGCAGUCGCGCAAGGCGUUCGAGCGGUUCGACGUACCGAAAAUCUACCAUCCGUUCGUGCUCGGCCCGUACAAUGAGAACCUACAGAAGAUGAUGGAGGAAACCGGCGCCAAGAUCAAUAUCCCGCCGCAGUCGGUGCAGAAGGACGAAAUCAUGAUCACCGGCGAGAAGGAGGGCGUGCUGGCGGCCAAGGCGCGCAUCGAGGCGAUCUACAAGGAGAUGGAGAAGAAGUGCACCUCGGUGGCAGUGGAGGUGUCGCGGGCGCAGCACAAGUACGUGUAUGGGCCACGCGGUAGCACCAUCCAGGAGAUCCUGCAAAUGACGGGCGUGUCGGUGGAGAUGCCGCCGAGCGAUUCGCCGAGUGACACGAUCACGCUGCGCGGCCCGCAGGACAAGCUGGGCAACGCGCUGAGCGUUGUGUACCAGAAGGCGCACUCGAUCCGCACGACCGUGUUGGAGUGCCCGCACUGGAUUCACAAGUACAUCAUUGGACGGGAGGGCGGCCACAUCAAGGAGUUCUCCGUGCAGCACCCGAACGUGCACGUCGAGUUCAGCGAGGAUAAAAUCAAGAUCGAUGGACCACCGGAGCAGGUCGAGAUUGCGUCGGAGGAGCUGCAGAAGAUGGUCAACGAUCUGACUGGGCGGCUCACAUUCGCCGAGAUGUCGGUCGAUCCGGUGCACUGCAAGCACAUCAUCGGCAAGGCGGGCUCGAACAUCAACCGCAUGAAGGAGGAGUACGAUGUGCAGAUCAACAUCGACGAGAAGGACGCCAAGCCGAUUCGCAUCGAGGGCCCUGCCGAGGGCGUGGCCAAGGCGCAACAAGAGCUGCUGGAGAAGAUCGCCAAGUGGGAGAACGAGAAGGAGGAGUCGAUCAUAAUCGACCACCGGCUGUUCAAGACGAUCAUCGGUGCGAAGGGUGAAUCGAUCCGGGAGAUCCGUGAGAAGCACAACCAAGUGCAGAUCGUGUUUCCGGGCCCGAACGACAAGUCGGACAUCGUGAAAAUCCGUGGCCCGAAGGAGGAUGUCGACCGUUGCCACAAGUACCUCACGCAGUACGUGAAGGAACUGCAGAAGAACUCGUUCGUGAUGGAGGUGCCGAUCUUUAAGCAGUUCCACAAGUAUAUCAUCGGUAAGGGUGGUGCGAACAUCAAAAAGAUCCGCGACGAGACGCAGACCAAGAUCGACCUGCCGGCCGAGGACAACGAGAACGAGGUAAUCCUCAUCACCGGAAAGCGCGAGAACGUCAAGGAGGCACGCGAGCGUAUCCAGAAGAUCCAGAACGAGAUGGCGAACAUCGUGACGGAGGAGUUGGUCAUCCCGGCGAAGCAUCACAUUUCGCUGAUCGGGACCGGCGGUAUACUGAUCAAUUCGAUCAUGGAGGAGUGCGGCGGUGUUUCGAUCAAGUUCCCCAGCUCGGACUCCAAGAGCGACAAGGUAGUGGUGCGCGGCCCGAAGGACGACGUUGAGCGCGCUAAGCAGCAGCUGCUGGAGCUAUCGGGCGAGAUGGAGUUGUCCUCGUACUCGGUCCAGAUUCGUGCCAAGCCGCAACACCACAAAUUCCUGAUCGGAAAGAAUGGCGCUUCCAUCAAGAAGAUCCGUGACAAGACGGGUGCUCGUGUGAUUUUCCCAGGUGUCAACGAUCAGGACAAUGAAGUGAUCACGAUCAUCGGCAAGAAGGAGAACGUCGAGGAGGCAAAGACCGAGCUGGAGGCGAUCAUCAAGAACAUCGACAACAUCGUCGACGACGAGAUCACCGUGGAUCCGAAGUACCACAAGCACUUCGUUUCCAUGCGGGGCAAGGUGCUGAAGCGCAUCGAGGAGGAGUGCGGCGGCAUGUCGAUUUCGUUCCCGCGCGAACGUGACGAGCGCAACGACCGCGUCACGCUGAAGGGCCCGAAGGACUGCAUCGAGGCGGCCAAGCAGCGCAUCCUCGAGAUCGUCAGCGAGCUCGAGUCGAUGGUGACGAUCGAGUGCUACAUUCCCGCCCAACACCAUCGCAUCGUGAUGGGUCGCGGUGGCUUCAAGGUGCAGGGCAUCACCUCCGAGUUCGGCGUCAACAUCAAGUUCCCGGAGCGUGUUUCCGCUCAGCACAUGGUUGCACCCACCGUCGACGAAUGGGCCCCCACAACUGAGAAUGGCGGAAGCAACGCCGGUGUUGCCGGAGUCGAGGGCGAUGCUGGUGCCGCCGAGCCGGCUGCGGUGAAUGGCAACGGUGAAGCGACCCCGCCGGCAUCGGUGACGGCCGAACCGGUGCAUCGUGCGUCGGAUUUGAUUCGCAUCAGUGGUAACAAGGAGAAGUGUGAGGCGGCGAAGGAAGCGUUGCUGGCGCUGGUACCGGAGACGGAGGAAAUCAGCGUACCGUUCGAUCUGCAUCGCUCGCUGAUCGGUCAGAAGGGACGGGACGUGAAGGAGCUGAUGAACGCGUACGAUGUGCACAUUGAGAUGUCGCCGCAGGACAAGAAGCUCGACAUCAUCAAGGUGACGGGUACGAAGACGGCCAUCGCCGAUGCGAAGGUAGCGAUUGCCGAGCGCAUCAAGAAGCUCGAGGAAGAUCGCAAGGAUCGCGAGCUGCGCUCGUUCGAGAUCAAGGUCGAGGUGGACCCGGCCUACCAUCAGAAGAUCAUCGGCCGCCGCGGCGUGGUCAUCAACAAGAUUCGCGCGAACCACGGUGUGCAGAUCUCCUUCCCGAAGCAGGACGAUCCACAGAACAGCAUCAUCACGAUCCAGGGCUACGAGGAGAAGGCGCUGGCAGCGCGUGACGAGAUUCUCGGCAUGGUUGACUCGCUUAGCUCAGUAUAUAAGGAGGAGAUCCGGAUCGACGAGCGCGUGCACCGUCGCUUCAUUGGCUUCCGCGGUAAGCGGCUGCGUGAAAUCAAGGAGCAGUUCGGUGUCGAGGUGAACUUCCCGCGCAUGGAGGACCCGGACAAAUCGCUCGUUGUGCUCGCCGGAACGCCCGAUAACGUGGAAGCAUGCCGCGAUUACCUGCUCAAUCUGGAGGAAGAGUAUCUGCAGGACGUAACCGCGGCCCCGUCGGCACCGACCACCUUCUCGCAGCUGAUGGAGGACUCGAUGAGCAACCAGCAGCAGCACGCCAACAAGCAGGGCUUCGUCGUCAGCGGUGCACCGUGGGAGCGCAAGACCCCCAACACUCAGUCGCUCGAGGACUUCCCCGACUUCGGUGGGCUCGGUGGACCGGGUGCCGGAAAUGCCGACUCGUCCUCCCAGGGACCGAUCAAUUCGGCCUGGAACGCCAAGCAUUAGAGACGAUGGCGAGUUCAGUUCAGUGUGACGCAAACGUAAGAGCAGCUUGGCUGAUAAUGAUUUCGACCGCAAAAACACAGACAAAUAAAUCGAAAUGAAAAGGGAACCGCGCAGCGCAUGUAGUAGUAGAAGAAGAAGGGGGUGCUUUAUAAAUGCAAUUCAGAACUUGCACGAAAAUAUUACAAUAUCUCGAUCCUUAAGCGAAACUUCCCAAUACACACACACGUAGGAACAACACCGGAAAGGCGCAUACGAUAAAGGUCCACAUUAUAUUACCGGCCAGAGCUCAAGCGGAGGUGGUUUUUUGCAGGCAUUAGAGAAUGGAAGCUAGAGAAGGAGAAAGUGCGUGUUUUAGUGUGUAUGUUGCGAAAGAGUCAACGUUUUUCGUGUCGAUCAGUCGUCCUAGUAAUGAUAUUCCUUGUAACACACCACCCUCGAACUGUAAACCCCUCAUCCACCACAGACCCUUGGACCAGAAGCCGAGUUUCCAACUCGAUUCUGAUACCCUCUGCCCUAUUGCCACACUCCGGAAUUGACUUCCUAAUCGGAUCGACUCGUAACUGACGCAGCUAGGAACACAACUGAAACCUGGACAAAAGGCAAACGGGACUGAGACAGAUAGUAUAAGAGUGUUGCAUUUUUCUGUUUUUCUUCUUUUUUUUUGACGCAAGCACUAGAGCACGACGACGACACGACCGUUGAUUAAUGUAAAUAAUGCAGGAGAGGAAAACGAUGGGAAACAAGAGGGUUGAGAAGUGGAUUAUGUAGUUGAGAACAACCUAAAUCAAUCUAAUAAUGCUUGUUCCAUUAUUCGCAGUGGUCAUUUUUAAGCUCAAAAGCAGUUGAAAUAAUCUUCGAAAGGCCGACUGCGCCAUUGUUAAAACAAUAGUAGAACACACACUGCUUACCACCAGGCGAAAAAGAGAUGAGUAAUAGAGAUGUUCAUGGAACGCAGAAAGUGCGAACAACUCCACUGAAACAUAGAGAAGAUAAUGUAGAACAGAGGAGAUAAUGAAGAUAGCGAAAAGGAAAGCAUAACGAAAGGGCAAGUGGAUGCAAUGCGAGAGUUUAUCUACUUCAUACAAAUAAUGUUUUACUUUGGCGUACUACGAACGAGUCUUGUACGAUUGUUUUUUUGUUUCUUUUCCUUUCAAUCUGUUAGAUUCAUUCGUGGAAACUAAACAAUAGUGGAACUUUUCUACCAAAACCUA
Molecule: messenger RNA, 5375 nt
Organism: Anopheles coustani
Lineage: Eukaryota; Metazoa; Arthropoda; Insecta; Diptera; Culicidae
Gene: Dp1
Product: vigilin
Exons: 4
Coding region: 268-4164 (1298 amino acids)
Cellular component (GO): nucleus; cytoplasm
Molecular function (GO): mRNA binding
Source: RefSeq, a predicted model, not a curated record